GCAAAAAGAUCGUCUUGGAGUUGGAACCUCAAGCCAACGCAGGGCAACAACCUGGUACCCCUUCAGAACCUGAAGUUGUUAUCCGGCAGAUUGCAGAUGGCACCUUGCUGGUGCACCCGUCCAAGGCCACCAUCACCGCCCGCCGGAUCCAGAUGCAAAUCUGCAACAUCCAGCGUGGCUUUCAACUCGUGGUUGGUGCCAAUGGUGGGUGGACUGGCAGUGAAGCUCAAGCCAAGUUGCUGCAGUGGCUUCUGAAAUUUGAACAGAAGCGUGCCCGUACUGCAUCUGCAUCUCGAUCCCCAUGCCCAGGCUCCAGUGCCUAUGGCUUUGACGUGGAAGACAAGAAGCCUGAUGAGCAACCUCCCGCUUCUCCACACUCUCCGACACCUGGGGCCCUGAUCUCCGAGGACGGGGCUUUGGCCUCUGAUGAUGGGGUCGAAGGGCAGGCUUUGAUGACCCAGCCAGAUCGCACAACUCAUGACAGUGAGAAGUCUGUGAACUCGUCCUCUUCUUCAUCGGCAUCGUCAUCAUCUUAUACCUUGUCACCUGCUCGGAAGCUGUACCAUAGCCGUGCCAACAUUCGUAAGGCACAAGCAGCUAUUCAGGACAUGUUGCCAAUUGUGUCUG
Messenger RNA from Cladocopium goreaui, 627 nucleotides. NCBI's taxonomy places the organism in Eukaryota, Dinophyceae, Suessiales, Symbiodiniaceae. The record is from the annotation of a GenBank genome assembly.